CACCUUUACCUGGAGGUACACACACCUUCUGACAAAAGGACAGGUUUACGCUGCCUGUGGGGAUGUGUUAGACCCAACGUAUCUACUCCCACUCACGUUGGGCACAGGAGCGAGUGCGAUGGACCAUCCCUCUGUAAUAACGUCUUUACCUGCGACUUGCAGGGUGAGACUUGGAGCACUAGUCCUUCGCUGGACGGUUCUGUGGUUUGCUCUGUGACAGAGCAUCCCUUCAUCCCUGCAGAACGGCAGCGUCUCUUCUUGUUGUAAAUACACAGGGACUUUCUUUGCUGCGGGACGGUGGUAGUUAUGCUGCUUCCCCUUCUGGUUGCAAAAUAAGAUUCAGAAAUCAACAAACAAUUGCAAAAUGGAUUUCCUUUUACUGAGACUUUGGAAUCUGGGUAUCGUUUUGCCAUAGAGUAAUGUUGCUACUCUAGAUAGGUUAACUGCGUGUAUCGUGCAAAUGUACAGGCGUACAAAGUCAUCAGAGGGAAGGGGGAGGUGGAAUCUGUGCUGCAACUCUGGACGUCUCGUCUUUGGUGCCCACUUAAGGCAGUGCUCUCCUCAGAGUCCUUUUUUAGUCACUGUCAAGAGCUGCUUUGAGUUGGAGCCUCCCUUAAACGCACCAGGAGCAUGGGCUGAAAGGUCUCUAGAUUUGCUCUGUCCAUGUUUGGUGACCGGUGCGGCUGCAGUCCUGUGCCAUGCCCAGGGAUUUCAUCGCACUGGGGCUUGCCCCAAUCUGUGGAGAUCACUGUAUCUAGAACUGGCAGUUUCACUGGGCAGAGUUUUAUUACAAAACUUGAUCUUGUUUGACUUGAUUGAGAAGUUGCAAGAAGCCGAUGAGGCCGGCCAGCGUAGGUCAGUGCAGGUUGUGACGGUACCUCUGCUAGAGUUGGUGGUUAUUUAUCGGCAACAGGCAGGAUCUUCGGUACGGCCCAAGGAAUAAGUGAUCUGUUCAGCUGAUGUAACGUGGAGUUUCUUGAAGCUGGCUCAGUAGCAGUCAGCUCCUUUAGGAUGGAAACUCCAGCAGUGCACUGCUCAGUCUGGAUGCUUGGUUUCAUUGUGCUGCUGGCUGAGCAUUAUAAACUUAAUGACUUCAACCUUUCACUUUUGUUUUCCUAAGGAAUCUUCUGUUUACAGGAUCUUACUUGCAAUGCUGUGUUAUACUAGCUUCCUUAAUCUGCUUGCUAUCCCUCCUCCCUUCUCCUUUUGCAUCUCGCUCUGUUCUUUUGUUCUUUCAAAGAACAAGCCUCACAAAAAGCAGUGGAGGGAGGCAGCAAACAGCGAACAAAUCGGCAUUCACAGAUUUUUAAUGAAUUUCUGCAGCUGUGUCUGAAACCAGCAGAGCUUUCUGGGGAAACACAGAUAAGGGAGCCCUGAAAAUAGCCAGGUUAUGAAAGCAUGAAGAAUGGGAAAAACAGCCCUGAAUGUCAAUGCUUCUUGUGCUUCUGAGGUUUCAGUAUAGUGUAAUGUAAAGCAGCUGAUUUUGCCAUAUAUUCGCUGCAUUUCGUUGGGCCUAAGAAUAAAUACGGAGACUAAAUUAUUUGCAACUGAUGCUUUAAUGUCCUUGGUGCUCAGUGGUCAGGGAGCUGAACUGAAUGUUCACGGUUGCUGAUAAAUCAGAAAUGACUGAGCUAAUUUAGGUCAUUUUAAGGGUAGGCGUUUAAACAGUAGUUAAGAGCAGCAAUUUGGACCAACUCUGCUUUUAAGUGUUAAUUGUAUGCCAGAUUGCUGACAUAGGUGUGAUCAAAUUAGUUCCUUGAGUAGAAUGGCAGAAUGCUUGGUCAGGCUUUUAUGCUUAUGAUGGUUAAUGUGUUGUUUUGUCCUACUGUCAGCUUAGCUGCUGUUUUCACUCCAAGAAACAUAAAUACUUUUUUAAAAUCCUUCUGAUAGUAAACAGAUUUUGUUGAGAUGGACAAAAUAUAAUGUUUAAAAGUCUUAGUUUUAAUUUUGAGCCUUAUUUUGGAUAACCUGAGCACACAGGGUGCUUUUCAGGAAGCAGCAAGAUCUGUCAGAGCCGGCGAGCUUUGACCUUUCAGGCAUGAAUAGUAGACUGGGAUGUGCUGCUUGGGGCUGAAAAUGAACACAUUCUAAACCUGAACUUUAUUUAAAAGUCAGCUGAAAUGUUAAGGCUGCGGGCUUCUCAGCAAGCACAAUUUGUUUCGACAGCUUUCUCUCAUAUUUGCAAUUGCAGGUGAAUUUCAUGUGUCCAGCAUUAAAUGUUUAUAAUUUAUAACUGCCUGUAGUAUUUAUUAUCUGACAUUCCCAGCCAGGUAUAUUAAUCAGAAGAAGUUGUAUGCCUAGCAGGAAACUUGGGGAUCAAAAAAUCCACGUCCUUGUGUCCUGCGCACCUCUGCAGAUAGGUCUGGGUCAAACAAUCAUAGACACUUUUAACACCAAGGUUAUUUGACCUCUUCAGUUAAAGGAGUCCAGAGGCUUUUAAAAUAACUUUGUACAGGCUACUCCUGCCUGGAGAUCAGAAUUAACUGUACUUGCAGCUGAUUUUACCUGUGGACAGAUUCUGUAGCUUUUCAAAGGGAUUGCGCAGGAGCCCCGGCAGCGGGUUUCGGGAUGCUGCAGGAGGGAGGAUGCUUCGGAAGCGCCAUUUCCACCUUUCCUUUUCCCUUGCUGCAGCUCACAGCUCCUCUCUGCAGGAGGCCACGAGGGUGGUCGGAAUGAUGUUUUGUCUUGCUUAGAGUCAACGAGUCAUCAGCUGAGAGGGAAAAUGCUCCCAAACUAAAUGUAAAAAGCUGAAUAGCUUGACUUUGAGGAGGAAUCGAUGGGGCCUCGUUUCAGACCUCCAGUAAGCAAGUCCUGUAGGAGCGUUACAGCCGGAGCUUCUUAUCCUGGUGCUCCUCUGCCAUGGACUUGAACAUACUGCCAAAACCUUAUGUGGCAACGCGGCGUUCAUGGCCGUUUUCUAACGGUUCACUUGCAAGAUUUAUUUUACAAGCUUACUUCAAGUUGGGAAAAAUAACGCAAGCUUUAUUGAACCAUUAUUUUCAAAUGUAACUCUUGACUCUGAAGUCUGCAGGAUCUCAGAGUACUGGCUUAAAACGUCGUUUCUUUGAUUCACAGUCUAAAAUAGUUAUCUCCACUCUCCUCCUUGCCUUCCCACCCCAAGAUCUCAGCUGGUGAACAAGUGCCGCCUUCUCAGCCUGAGCACUCGGGGCUCCCAAAGCUCACGUUGGGCAGCAGCUGUAUGCUGAGCGCUGUGGGUGCCGGUGAGAAGGACGUGUUCAGGUUGUCGGUGCUCUUUUCUGUGACUUUGCUUAGCCCCAAAGUCCUUGAUAAUUGCAGAGAUGUGGGCUGCCCAAACUUGCAUCUCCUUUGCCAGCUGACUGAACAGCUAUUGUGCCUAGCUGCGGGCCAAGCUGCUCCGUCGAGGCUGUCGUGUGCUCUUGGCACCAUGACUGAACCAGUUCAGGAGAGUUACUAGUGGUGGUUCUCUGUUUUUUUGUAAUUUACUAUGAGCUGUGCGAUGAGGCAGAGAGGGAAGGAUCUUUGCUUUCCCUUUUAAAGAGUAGUUCUGAGCUACAGACAAGCUCUUCUGCUCUGGGUUUGGGUAUGGUUUCUUUGGUUUAGAAGGGAAAAUAAAGGUGGAAGGAGGGGAAGUGACUCUUACAAAAUUAUCUUAUUUUUUUUAUUUCCUGCAGUAUGUGUUUUUUACUUACAUUAAAUCUUGCAGACUGAACUUCAGCUGUCCUGUGUUCCUCCUUUUUUCCAUCUGUCAAGCAGUUAAAGCUGUGAGGCUGUCAGGCUGAGCCAGCUUGAAGAUGCUUUUGAGCUUUCUUUUGAAGAUUGUUCUGAAGUCUUCUGGCUCUGUAGUUUGAGUUUAAAAAAAUGCACAAGCUGACGUGCACAUGAGCAUAAUGAAAUUUGGAUUCUUUAAUGAGCAUGAGGUAUCGUUGAUAAAGCAGGUGACUGCAGAUGGAGGGUGCUCAGCUAAAGCUGCUCUGUCACGCUUCACAUGCAGAGCUUUAAACUCCUAACCUUUGGUUUAUAGCUGUUAUGUAUAUAACUUACUGUAAAUUAUUAUAGUUUAACCUCUGAAAAAGGUGUUAAAUGAAGAACCUCUAACUGAUCUCACCAGUGCAAGCAAAGCACAGUGUUUCACCAGGUAGCCCUCUGAUUCACAAGCCAUACCAAGUUUAAAAUGAAAAACUUGCUGCCCGCCAACCCCACCGCUUCCCCUGGGAGCUCCAAACGCCCCGACUGUGUGCAGCCACCUUCGGGGAACGCUCCUCUUGUGCCAGCUCUCGCUCCGCGUGGUGGUACCCUGGCUCAGCGUAGCCUGCAGACCUGUCUCGGAGCUGGGUAGCCAUUUCAUUUGCUAGCCAGCCACAGCAUGGGCUGAACUGCUGCCAGGCAAAGCUGCUUGCUCUACAGCACGGACAGACUUGCACUUGCUCUGUUGUGGUUGCUGCAAUUUAAGCAGAAAAUUUUGCCCUGGUGAGGCUGCAAGCUCUUGAUUGUGGGUCGGAGGGGCUGACAGAUGUUGCGGUGGGAAGAACCAAGUGCCCAUAAAAACACUGGGAGACCGCUCUAAACUUUCUUUGACUGGUUUCCUCUGGUUGCCUGUUUUGAAUUUUCUUCUUCACAGUUAAAAUAUUUUUUGUUUUUUAACAUGGUGUCCUGGUUUCAGCUGGGAUAGAGUUAAUUUUCUUACUAGCAGCUGGUAUAGGGCUGUGUUUUGGAUUUAGGAUGAGAAUAAUGUUGGUAACACUAAUAUUUUAGCUGUUGCCAAGCAGUCAAGGACUUUUCAGCUUCUCAUACUGCCCUGCCAAGGAGAAGGGCGGGGGGGAUGUGUGUGCACAAGAAGCUGGGAGGGGACGCAGCCAGGACAGCUGACCCAAACUGGCCAAAGGGAUAUUCCAUACCAUAUGACGUCAUGCUCAGUAUAUAACUAGGGGGUUGGGCAGGAGGCAGUGUGGCUCAGGAACAGCUGGGCAUCGGUUCUCGGUGAACCAAGCACAUAUCUGGGUCUCCAAGACACAAGAGUUUGAAGAAGAUGCACUUCAUCAAGAACAUGAGGCAGUAUGACACCAAGAACAGCAGGAUAGUGUUAAUCUGUGCUAAACGAACACUGUGUGUAGCUUUUUCUAUCCUACCUUACGGGGAGAGUUUACGGAUCAGUGAUUUAAAAAUGGAAGGACAGAAGCAACGACAUCCUUCUGGCGGAGUUUCAGUCUCCACUGAGAUGGUGCUUGGCCUGGAAGGAGUAGAGUUGGGUGCUGAUGGCAAGGUUGUGUCCUAUGCAAAAUUCUUGUAUCCAACCAAUGCCCUAGUUGUUCGCAAAGCUGACAGCCAUAGUGCUGUUUCCUCAUGUCGAGCUAGUGCUUCACGGAGUCUUCCUGGAUCAAGAUAUAAACCUGUGACAGCAAAAACGAUACCAGCAGGAACAGACAUUGGAAGUGAAGCUGGGGAAGCCACAGAGUAUGAUCCAAAUCUUCUGGAUGAUCCUCAAUGGCCCUGCGGAAAACAUAAACGUGUUCUCAUCUUUGCCUCGUACAUGACCACAGUCAUAGAAUAUGUGAAACCCUCGGACCUUAAAAAAGAUAUGAAUGAAACCUUUAGAGAGAAGUUUCCUCAUAUCAAGUUGACACUGAGCAAAAUUAGGAGUUUAAAGAGAGAGAUGCGGAACCUGAGUGAAGAGUGCAAUCUGGAGCCAGUUACUGUCUCCAUGGCUUAUGUUUACUUUGAGAAGCUCGUCCUCCAAGGCAAACUCAACAAACAGAACCGCAAACUGUGUGCUGGUGCUUGCGUUCUGCUUGCAGCCAAGAUCAGCAGUGAUCUCAGGAAACAUGAAGUUAAACACCUUAUAGAUAAACUAGAAGAAAGAUUCAGAUUCAACAGAAGAGAUCUCAUCGGUUUUGAAUUCACCGUCCUUGUAGCUUUGGAACUGGCUCUCUAUCUUCCUGAAAACCAAGUUUUACCUCAUUACAGACGGCUCACACAACAGUCUUAACCAAAGCUAUGUUCCAGCUGAUGGCCAGUGGCGCUGGGGAUCACAUCACCAAACGCUGCUGGUGAAGUUGCCACUGGCUUUUCUGUGCUGCUGUGCGCAUCCUGCCGUGGCUACAGCUAGUUUUGAAGCCUGCAGUGUGUUGUUAAAGUGUCGAGGUGUGCAUUAUGGACACGUAUGCCAAGUCUGGGGGAUGGUACGAGAAGAGUUAUUGAACUUUAUUUUCUUUUGGACAUUUAAAGCACAAAUAUUCACCAGUCAGCUGUCAUGGCUGCUUAUUAUUCGUUAUUUAUCUUUUCAGUUUUACUAAAACUGUUCUUCCCUAUGAAGAAUACUAUUGCAUUGUCUGGGUUUUUUUAAGCCUUUAUUAUAUUCCUUGAAACUAAAGGAAGCAUCACUUCCAUUCCAAUGCACCAUAAAGUUCAGAUGUUUCUAAGAAUCUUCUUGCAUUUUUACAUUAAUGAAAUGCAUACUUUAUUUUUUUAAAGAUGUGCCUAAAACUGGCUGGUCUGGUACCAGUGCUUUUUAAGUUAGUUACGUUAUUUAGUGGGGAAUCCUGAAUUUGUAUAGCCAUUUAUUCUUUACCUGCAUUGGCCUUGCAUACAAGGAAAACCAAUUUCAGUAUAUCUGCACUAAUGAUACACAGGGCAUCUAGUCUAUACUAUAGAUCUGUAAGCAGCAAGAUUGCAAGUACUCCGUUCCAAUUUAGUUAACUAUUAAUACCUUUAAGAAUAUAUAUUUUAUUUAAAGUGGAAAGAUUGUUUGAAAGUCUGUCAUGAAAUACCACGUGUUGAACAAGGUAGCUGCAGCAAAUGAUUGCCAUCCUAGUUCACUCUUCAGCAGAAGAUGAGCCCUUGACUAAGAGCAGUUUGCUGUCAAAUGUAUCAUUUACGGUUCUUAUUUGUUUCAGUGUUCCAUAGUCUGAAAUAAGCACCUUUUUAGUACGACUGUAUUAAAUAUGGUCUUACGUGCUCUGAGCAAAUACUUCAGUCAGUACAGCUACUGCUGCCAAACUAAGCCAAUGAAACAAAGCAUGUUCGAUAUUUAAAAUGCUACUUUUUUACUCCGUUCUUCCAAGCAUUGUGUCACUGUGAUAGUCCUCAUGAAACUGGCAUUUGUUGCACAUCUGAACAGCCACCUAAUGGCUGGUGCCCAGCAGCACUAUGACGCUUGUGCAGAGGUUAAAUAACUUCUCUGACCAUUGGCUAUUCCUUCAUUUGUUUUUAAAUUAUCCGGGUUGGGAAUGAACUCUGAUUAUAUGUGGAAUCUUCUAUGAUACUGGCUCUUGGGUUUAUUUUCUGAAGCAAUAUUAUGAUACAAGUAACCGUAUCUAUUUGCAAGGAACAAAACUGAUGCUUGGCUGUUACAACUGAGAAAUUUGCCAUUUAAGUUUGACUUUUAAAUGAAAUACUAGACCUUGUACUGAGGUAAGGGACCUGCUAUCUAAUAUGUAAAGUAAUGUAAAUUCCUGUUCCUUGUAUUAAAUGUUGGUUGUAGCCAAAACCAAAGCUGAAUCUUUGAGUUUCAGCCGUGUUUUUGUUUGAAGCUAAUUUGGCUUCAUUAGAAUUGCAGCAAACUUUACCAGAGCCCCUUUCUCUUUAAGUAGGGCUCAAAAUGUAUUUUUCAUAUAUAAUAAUUACGGUGACUAUCAAAUCUUUUGUAACUGUAUUCAGCUGUAUGUAGCUUCAAGUUAUUUGUGUAAAAUUUAAUAUGCUUGUGACUUCUCUGUAAUACAGAAGGACUUUCCAGCCUCCAUAAGUGAGAUGGUAGCUAAUAAAUUAGACAAUAAGCUUGCCAGUUAUCUUUCACCAGGUUUAAAAAAUUGCCUACUAGUUAAACUAUCUACUGAAUAUAACUGUCCUUGCAUGCAAGAAAUAGUGAUGUACUAAACAUCUAGUGUAUAAUGAGUCUUCAAAUUAGCAAACAGUGAUGAAGACAACUGAAGUGGUCCCCACCACCUAAGCUCAUGAGGGGAGGGGAGAGGGGUAGAACUGAGCAAAGAAAUUUCUCACACGGUAUCUCCAGAACUAGUAAAACACUUCGGUUAGUAUGAAUGAAAUGAGAAAAUGGCUUUCUCUGGGCACUUUUGUUUAGUGUAUAAAAGUGUUUUCUGUAACAAAAUUAACUUUCCUUUCUUGCCAUCUAAGGAAAAAAAAACGCACUUUGGUUUGCAACACUUUGCAGUCUCUAUUCAGUGGAAGUUUGUCUGGUUGCAGUGGGCAUUUGGGCUGGAGUUGCACUCCCAGAAGCUGUGGUUGGUUUCUCGUCAUAAACCAGCAAGCUUUUGUUUCCUUUUUCAGAAGAACAAAUUACGAUAAGGAGCAUUAAAUUACAGAAUGCUGAAUGUUGUCUAAAAGUUGCUCUAAAUGUUGGCUUGGGGCAUAUGCAGUGUUCUCCAGCUCAAAAGCUGUUUGGAGCACAGGCCAAAAACAACUUGGUGGAGUGAACGCUGCCCUGAUGUCUUUGGUAGAACAUGGGUUUGGGGCCGAUGCCAUCCAGAGGCGCAGUCUGUGGCUUGUACAUCGGUACCACUGUUGUGGUAUCUGUGCAGAAAUAGUCCUUCUGCAGAGAUAUGGAUACUUGUGUGUGUUUGUGUUGAUUUUUCUAUUUCUAGAGUGUAGCUUACAGCCCUGUGUGGGAAUAUUUCUCUCUUCACCUAAAAGCUGCCACCAUGUGGCAAAGGACUAUUACUACGUUACCAAUUAAUAAACUGAAAGUGAGACCUACAAUACUACAUGGAUCUGCUGGCUUUACCUUUUCACAGCCCAACUCCUCUUGCUUUGCAGAGGAACGCUGGUUUACGCCGAGGGGUGGUCAGACGCUGUGGAGCGUGUAAAGAUGCUGCUGGAUUGACUCAGCACGGACAACUCUCUUGAUAAGAGGCUGUACAUUUUUAUGUAAACAAUACUGUUCUGGUUUUGUCUUACUCCAUUAUUUAAAAGAUGAGUUGUAGCCUGUUCCAUUUUUUUUUCCUGUUUUUCCCAUGAACUUGUGAAAUUAAGAUGCUGUGAAAUAAAACCUGUUUUGAUACGUGUUUUGUAACCAAA
This is a messenger RNA of Grus americana (Whooping crane), 9009 nucleotides long. It is a transcript of the gene CABLES2, whose product is annotated as Cdk5 and Abl enzyme substrate 2. Lineage: Eukaryota; Metazoa; Chordata; Aves; Gruiformes; Gruidae. The transcript is spliced from 9 exons. The coding region runs from base 5009 to 5965 and encodes 318 amino acids. Gene Ontology annotation, biological process: regulation of cell cycle. The record is from RefSeq and is a predicted model, not a curated record.